Molecule: messenger RNA, 1551 nt
Organism: Lodderomyces margitis
Lineage: Eukaryota; Fungi; Ascomycota; Pichiomycetes; Serinales; Debaryomycetaceae
Gene: ARO9
Product: aromatic-amino-acid:2-oxoglutarate transaminase
Exons: 1
Coding region: 1-1551 (516 amino acids)
Biological process (GO): aromatic amino acid catabolic process; L-tyrosine biosynthetic process
Molecular function (GO): aromatic-amino-acid:2-oxoglutarate transaminase activity; pyridoxal phosphate binding; L-2-aminoadipate:2-oxoglutarate transaminase activity
Source: RefSeq, a predicted model, not a curated record
AUGUCAGACGUGACCCAAUUCAUUUCCAAGAGGGCUCAAUCAAGGACGUCAAGUCAUUUCGCAAAUGUGCCAUCAGAUAAACCACCAGCUGGAUUUAAACCACACCCCAAACCCUUGUUGUUAUCGUACGGUACUCCAAAUGAUGGCUUUUUCCCAAUUGACUCCAUUGAUGUGAACUUGGUCAACUUCCCCUUCGAGCACCAGUCAAAAGGAGGCCAUCUUAAUGGUUCAGCUUCGGAACCAAAGGCUAACGGACAUGCAAAGGAGGAAAAUUCCAACAGCAUUCAUAUUGCCAGACACACUAAAACUCCCAAUCUGCUCGACUUAUCAAGAGGUUUACAGUACGGCCCUGUCCCCGGUCUUGACCCCUUGUUGGAAUUCACCAAGGAGUUUAUUGCCAAAACGCAUAAACCAGCGUACGACGACUGGACCCUGAUUUUAUCUACUGGUGCUAGUGACGGGUUGAACAAGGCAUGUGAUGCAAUCUUGGAUCCUGGUGAUGUUGUCCUUGUUGAGGAAUUCACAUUUAGUCCAUUUCUCAGAUUUGUAAACAACGUUGGUGGGGUGUCUGUGCCAAUUAAAAUCGACUUGUCCAGUGAUUCCAAUGGUCUUGAUUUAGACUAUUUGCAAAACUUGUUGGACAAUUGGCUGAAGGAGUAUCCUAAUUUGCCAAAACCAAAAGCAUUGUACACUAUAUCCACGGGCCAGAAUCCAACUGGGUUUACUCAAACGAUUGAAUUUCGUCGCAAAAUUUACAAAUUGGCAGAAGAGCACAACUUUGUUAUUAUUGAGGACGACCCAUAUGGCUAUUUGACUUUACCCAAGUAUGACGCAUCUCGAUUUUCAAGCAACAACAAAGUAGAUCCUGCAGAAUUGAAGAACAAUUUAACUAUCGAGGACUAUUUGUUUAACCAUUUGACCCCUUCAUAUUUGGAACUAGACACUACUGGCCGUGUCAUUAGAGUCGAAACUUUUUCCAAAUUAUUUGCCCCUGGUUUACGUCUCGGAUUUGUCAUUGCCCACGCCAAGGUCAUUGACGUUAUCAAAAACUAUGCCGAAGUUGCAAAUAGGGGUGCAUCAGGCUUGGCACAAACAGUAGUGAACAACGUGAUUAGAGAGCAUUGGGGAGGUUUAGAUGGAUGGUUGAAUUGGAUAUUGAAAAUGAGAGCAACUUAUUCCCAUAGAAAGGACCUUUUGUUGCAUUCAAUUUAUCAAUCAGACGCUUUCAAAAAGGGGUUAGUCGACGUUAUAGAUCCCAAGGCGGGAAUGUUUGUUACUUUUAAGGUCAAGUUUUUGGAUCCAGCUCAAGGGAAAAUUGCAGCCGAUGAGGUAAUCCCAACGAUGAAGCAGUUAUUGUGGAAAAUUAUCAGUCAUGGGGUGUUGGUUGUCCCUGGGUACAACAUGACAGUUGAUCAAAAAUUCAGCUUGGAAAGAAGCAAUUUCUUUAGGUUGUGCUAUGCUCCGCUCAACAAUGAUGAUGAUAUUAUAGAGAGUGGAAAGAGGUUGACUGAUGCUGUUUUGGAGUUCCAUGACAAGGGAAACAAGUUUUGA